GUGGAAGCAUAUAAGAUCUCUCGCGGCUAAACCUCAGUGAGAGAGAUUGAUUGAUUGCACAGUCGGAAAAUGGAGCGGACAGGGUCGCCGGAAAAUACAGUCGUCGCCGAAGCUUGCCGUCCACUUCCUUACCUCUAUCUCUCUUCUACAUUGAUUUGGUUCUUCGUUGCUUUCGUUUGGGCCUUGAAUACUUGUAGAAACCGCCAUUUUCAGCAGUCGAACAAUUUACAAUGGACUCUUACAUUGAUUCCUUUAGUUAAAGCAUUGCAGCUUGGCCUUUCCUUCCUCUUUUGGUAUUCGUGUUCUAAUUUUCAUAUAUGCUCUCUAUGGCUGUCAUUUGGGGUGUACACAACUGGAGUUCUCUCUCAGACAGUUUCUUUUAUAUCCUUUCUCCUAAUAUCUCAUGGAUACUGCAUAAUGUAUGAACGUCUUUCAGUUAGCGAACGUCGUAAUGCAACCACGCUAGGAUGUGUGUUCUAUUUGACUCUAGUUGGUUACCGAACCUCUGUUCCUUACUCUUCUGUCUUCCUGCUUGUCAAUUAUUUGUUAUCUUUCUAUUUAAUAUUCCGGAAUGUAUCAAGGAAUUUAGUAACUUUAAGGGAACAAAUGGCUUUUAUAGAAGAUGAAAAUGUCCUAGGAAUGCGAGAUGCUAUUUGUACAAAAUACGCCUUGUUCAAAAAAUUUCAAGGUGCAAUGCAGGUUGUAGUAAUAGCAGAAAUUGCGAUAUUCAUCAACAAAGACAAUUCUUUGGACAUAUUUUGGCUACGCGUGUUGGCUCGAGAAUGGGCACAAGUCUGCAUCUUCAUAUACAUUGGAUGGAUGUUUAGAUCACAAGAAUUGGCACCCAAUUUUUCUGUUAUUCCACAUCUUAAAAGAAGAGAGCCAACUGUGGUGCCUCCAAUCUAUAGCAUUGAAAUGGGUGCCGAACAAUUUAAAGAUUUUAGGAACCACGAAUGGCAUAUUGGAGUGCCAACAUCUUGCUCACUUGAUAAAAAUGGGGAAGCUCCUAUUCUAGUUAUUGUUCAAAACCCGAGUGGGCAUAGGCACAAUACAGUCUCGCCUGGCUCAACUAAUGCUGCAAAAUCUUGUUCACAUCUCCACUCAAUUUGACAUUCAGAAAAUCAAUCAGGAAACAAGUUUAAUACGAUUAAUUCGAAUUUUUAGCACUUAUAGGAUUGAAGGGUGAAUGAUCUUUGAAUUUUGCAUAUAUGAUUUCACAAGAGGUUCGCCCAAGAUUACGUCAAAGACAAGAAGGGUAAAAACUGAUUUUCUUGUCAUAGGAUGUUCUUCUGUAAAUUUUAUUCUCUUUUUUGUUUUUAACUGUGUUAGAAGGUUAGUUAUAUUCUAAAUGAAUGAAAGCUGUAUAUAGUUUUCUUCCUUUCUAGGUUAUCCAUAUAAAGAGUUAAUAUAUUAC
Molecule: messenger RNA, 1414 nt
Organism: Impatiens glandulifera
Lineage: Eukaryota; Viridiplantae; Streptophyta; Magnoliopsida; Ericales; Balsaminaceae
Exons: 9
Coding region: 70-1110 (346 amino acids)
Source: RefSeq, a predicted model, not a curated record